UUUCGCAUCGAGCCAGUCUACGUUUGCACCUUGGCGGCCGGCGUGCGUUCUUAUGCAGGGGCCGAGUGCGUGAGUGCACGCGUUACGAAAAUCAACAGUGAAAGUGCGAAAGGCGUGCGUGCAUACAUUAUAAUAACAAUAAUUCCAAGGCAUUCCACGUGAAAAAGCGCUUCGAGAGAUCAAUCGCCCCUCUGGAUGUUUCCGUCAAGCGCGACUUAAAAAACUCUUUUUGUCUUGAGCAAAAUUCGCCGCUGCAGCACAAAAGGCAGCCCCCAUGGAGGUGACGAGAGAAGAUGCGGGUGCGGUUCCCGUUCCGCGGCCGCCGCUCAACUCACAGGUGUCCACUGUGUGGCAACGCAAACAGAACGCCGUGUGUGUGCGAAAGGCGUGCAAAAGAUACGGCACCAACAGCAAUCCGCACGUCGUCCUUGAAAAUCUCAACAUGACCGUGCCAAAGGGAUCAAUAUACGGGUUAUUGGGUGCGAGCGGCUGCGGUAAAACGACCCUGCUGACGUGCAUCGUGGGUCGACGUCGGCUCAACACGGGUGAAAUCUGGGUGCUGGGCGGCAAACCCGGCGACCCGGGCAGCGGGGUGCCGGGGCCCCGGGUGGGCUAUAUGCCGCAGGAAAUCGCUUUGUACGGCGAGUUCUCCAUCCAAGAGACCAUGAUGUACUUUGGCUGGAUCAUGGGACUCAGCACGGAGAAGGUUGACGAAAGACUCUCGUUCUUGCUCAAAUUCCUGGAAUUGCCUUCAAGGCAUCGUCUGGUCAAAACUCUCAGCGGAGGCCAACAAAGAAGAGUUUCUUUGUCAGCUGCUUUGGUGCACGACCCUGAGCUUCUCAUCCUCGACGAGCCAACCGUCGGGGUGGACCCGGUUUUACGCCAAAGCAUUUGGGAGCAUCUGGUUGCCAUUACCAAGGAUGGAAACAAGACUGUGAUCAUCACGACUCAUUACAUUGAGGAAGCUCGCCAGGCGCACGCCAUUGGUUUGAUGCGCGGCGGUCGUCUGCUUGCCGAGCAAUCCCCGGAGUCGAUGCUGGUGCAAUAUAACUGUGAUAGUUUGGAGGAAGUUUUCCUCAAGCUGAGCAGAGAACAAACAAACAAACAGCAGGGGGCUAUCCAGGCCGAGAAUUCAGCACACGCUGUACCAAUUGGUGGUCAGAUGGAUGCUGAAGCAGUUGUCGAGCCAACGCUCGAAAGCAGUCAGCCAGGUGAGGAGGAAGAUUUCUCAUACAAACAAGACGAGAGUCCUCAGUCAGGCUGGAAGAAAAAUCUGAAGCUGUCGUCGUCCAACAUUUUCAAGGCCCUACUAUGGAAAAAUUUCAUGUGGAUGUGGAGAAAUCCAGGGAUAAUCCUGUUCGUGGUCGGUUUGCCGAUUAUACAGGUGGUUCUGUUCUGCGUGGCCGUCGGCAGGGACCCUGCAGGUCUCACCUUGGCCAUCGUCAACCACGACACGCCCUUCGGAAAGUCCUGCCCGACCGACCUGACCGGAUGCAACCUCACGCACAUGGCCUGCCGAUUUUUGGACAGCUUACGAGAAUAUCCAGUCGUACUGGAACCAUUCCGAGACGUCGAAAGUGCGAAAAACGCGAUCAAAGCUGGUCAUGCCUGGGGUGCCCUUUACUUCACGGAGAAUUACACCGACGCCCUGGUGGCCAGGGCAGCUCUGUGGAAGGACGCCGACGAGGAGACCCUGGACCAAAGCGAGAUGCGAGUUUGGCAGGAUCUUUCGAACAAGCACAUCGGUCUGAUGCUGCAGAGGUAUCUGCACCAGUCCUACGAGAGCUUCAUGAAAGGCCUUUUGACUGCUUGCAAAGAGAAUACAGAACUUGUUGAAGUCCCUGUUAAAUUCUUGCAACCUGUUUACGGGCCAGCCGUGCCGAAUUUCACGGAUUUCGCCGCUCCUGGAGUAAUGCUGACAAUUAUUUUCUUCUUGGCCGUUGCCCUGAUGUCUGGGGCCAUGAUCAUCGAGCGCGUCGAGGGAUUAUUGGAGCGGAGCCUCGUGUGUGGAAUCACGCCCCUGGAGAUUCUGACCUCUCACGUGGUGACCCAAUUCGUGGUCAUGACGAGCCAGUGCGUCCUGGUCAUUGUGUUCACCCUGGCCGUGUUCAACAUCACGUGCGAGGGUCCGGUCUACCUGGUCGGCCUCAUGCUGAUGCUGCAGGGCCUGUGCGGCAUGUGCUUCGGAAUGGUGAUUUCGUGUCUCUGCGAAAACGAGCGGACGGCAACCUACCUCGGACUUGGCAGCUUCCUGCCUAUUGUCAUGCUUUGCGGAAUCAUUUGGCCGGUGGAAGGAAUGAAUUACUAUCUGCGCACAAUGAGUUCUAUUCUGCCCUUGACCUAUCCGACCGAAUCGAUGAGGAGCAUCUUGGCCAGAGGAUGGACCAUUGAGCAGCCCGUGGUUUAUCAUGGCUUCAUCACCAUCAUCAUCUGGGUCUUUGUGUUCUCCUCGGCUAGCGUGCUCAUCCUCAAGAUCAGAAAAAAUUGAAGCGCGCAAAAAUCUUAACAGACAUGCAGGGUAAUAUGGGUUUGGUACUCUGUAAAUAUUAAUCUUAAGUCUCACAAGUCAGCGGAAAUUUGUUUGUAUACUAUUUAAUUUUUUGCUGUUGCAUAUAUAUGAUAAUAUAUAUUUAUGUGUAUGUAUUUGUGCAUAGUUUUAAUUUAAGUAUUACUUAUUGUGCCUUUUUUACGCUAUAAUAAUGGCUCAACAACAGACGACAUUUAAUUGUUAAGGAUAAUAACCAUUUUAAGAUAAAUUGU
Molecule: messenger RNA, 2760 nt
Organism: Cloeon dipterum
Lineage: Eukaryota; Metazoa; Arthropoda; Insecta; Ephemeroptera; Baetidae
Product: ABC transporter G family member 23-like
Exons: 16
Coding region: 275-2488 (737 amino acids)
Cellular component (GO): membrane
Molecular function (GO): ATP binding; ABC-type transporter activity; ATP hydrolysis activity
Source: RefSeq, a predicted model, not a curated record